CGCGGAAGGAGAUGAGGGGGCAAUUGGAUUCCGGAGGGAAAUAGCCCGAGGGGGCGGCGGAGCCCAUGGAGUCCCCUCCGGUGGUGGUCGGGCAGCGGGUACGGGCCGUGCUGGAUGUGGCCUUGCGGGUUCCCUCUCUCUUUAUCACGGACGCCAUCCUGAACUUGCCCCACGAUGCCUCUGCCGGCUUCCUGUCACUGCUGCUGCAGCUGGCGCUCAGACUGCUGGGUGUUGUGGCAUCCAUUGUUGUGCUGGUGUUGUCUCGCAGAGCACUUUUCAAGUUCUACAUGAUCACGGCGGCCCUAGCGCUGGCUGCAACUUCAGUGUUGGUCAGUUACUAUGCCACCUUGCACUUGAACUUUUCCCGUGCCUCCUACUCCGCGGCUUUGGGGCUUGAAUUUCUUCCUUCCAACGGACCUUCCCUAUGGAUGACGCUUAUUGUAUUACAACUUAUUUUUGGCAUUGGUUUCAUCACGUUACUCCAGGUCCAGUCCUACUCCCAGCUAAUAAUACUUGACCUGCUGAUCCCCACAGUUGGCUUUAUAAUAGAACUUCCACUCGGCGUGCAACAAAUUUUGGUUUUCAUUUCUGCCCUCGUUCUCAUACUCUACACUGUAGCUUGCUUGGCUUUCCGCUUCAGAUGGUUCUACUACUCAACGAAAUAUACCGUGCUCCUCCUCAAGCACAUGUACCAAGUGUAUGGAAUACAGCUCAUGGUUGAGGAUGCUUGGAAAAAGAUUCACUUCCCAGACGUGCUGCGCGUUUUCUGGCUGACGCGCUUAGCGACCCAAGCCGUGUUCUUAUUCUACGUGGUCAGAGAGUCGAGCAGCGACGCGGGAGAGGUUUCUUACUUUAUACCUUGGAAUGACCUUUCGGAACUUGUGUGCAACCUAAUUAUCAAUGGCUGCGAUUCCACCCUAACAGUAUUGGGAAUGAGCGCGGUGAUCUCGUCAAUUGCCCAUUACUUGGGCCUGGGAAUUCUAGCCUUCAUCGGGUCGACGGAGGAAGAGGAUAAGCGGCUCGGCUUUGUGGCACCAGUGCUGUUCUUCAUAUUGGCUCUCCAAACUGGACUGAGUGGGUUGAAACCGGAGGAACGACUUGUCCGCCUUUGUCGAAACAUGUGCCUUUUGUUAACAGCAGUCUUGCAUUUCAUCCACGGAAUGACUGACCCCGUGCUAAUGUCACUUAGUGCCUCCCAUGUGUCAUCGUACCGCAGGCACCUUCCAGUAUUGCUGGUUUCUGUUUGCCUUUUUGUUCUUCCAGUUCUGCUCAGUUGUGUGCUGUGGCACUACUAUGCACUUAACACAUGGCUGUUUGCCGUCACGGCAUUCUGCGUAGAGCUUUGCUUGAAAGUCAUUGUUUCUCUGACAGUCUACACACUGUUUAUGAUUGACGGUUACUACAGCGUGCUGUGGGAAAAGCUCGACGACUACGUCUACUACGUGCGCUCAACUGGUAGUAUUAUCGAAUUCAUCUUCGGAGUAAUCAUGUUCGGAAAUGGGGCCUACACGAUGAUGUUUGAAUCUGGCAGCAAGAUCCGGGCAUGCAUGAUGUGUCUGCACGCUUACUUCAACAUCUACCUGCAAGCCAAGAACGGGUGGAAGACCUUCAUGAACCGGAGGAAAGCUGUGAAAAAAAUAAACUCGCUUCCAGAAGUCAAGGGUUCGGAAUCACGAGAGAUAGACGACGUGUGUGCGAUCUGCUACCAAGAGUUCCACACCUCUGCCCGUAUUACCCCAUGCCACCAUUACUUUCAUGCCCUUUGCCUUCGCAAGUGGUUGUACAUACAAGACACUUGUCCUAUGUGCCAUCAGAAAGUAUAUAUCGACGAUGAUUCAAAAGAGAACGCCUCUGUAUCCAACAAUAAUGGUUUUGUGGCGCCCAACGAGGAACCCGCGCAACCCGACGCUGAUCGGGAGGCGGAUCAGGAACUCGAGGAGCAAAACCUCAGCGAAGACGACAGCGUGGAGUGCGACGACGAGGAAUGGACGACAGAACCGCACAACUCCACUUCUGAGGAACACGUCAGCGACGAUACAGACUCUCUUGGGGAAUAAGCAUUAUUUAAUUGCGUUUUUUUUGCCUUUGUGUGUCUAAAUCAUUAAGGUGUUUGAAAUCCAGAUCAGAGAAUUUUUUUCUUUUUUUUUUUUUCUACAUCCGAAAGCACAAAAUCAGAAUCUCGAGGCCAGGUCUGGAUGGAUAGUUCUUGUUAAGUGCUACUGUAAAUAUUCCUUUUGGUCUCUGUUGUGACCUAAUUAAAUGUGUACAUUCUUGUACAUGGAAUAAAACUUUGAAUUUGCA
Messenger RNA from Xenopus tropicalis (tropical clawed frog), 2301 nucleotides. RefSeq names its product ring finger protein 139 (gene rnf139). Gene Ontology annotation, cellular component: endoplasmic reticulum membrane. The record is from RefSeq and is marked provisional. Lineage: Eukaryota; Metazoa; Chordata; Amphibia; Anura; Pipidae. The transcript has 2 exons. Gene Ontology annotation, molecular function: zinc ion binding. Bases 66 to 2057 code for a protein of 663 amino acids.